UCGUGCGCAGAAUGGGAAGCCUCGAGCAGUUCCAAAACUUACCGUACAAUCCCGCCGGUCCGUUGAAAUCUCGAUCGGCAUGGGUCCUUGUUCCGCAGUUGGUGAAACUCGUCUACAACGUGUUGCUUUUCGUCGCCAAGGUGAUUCCGCUUGUUGGGUAUCUGCUGCUGAGAAAACUUGUGUGCAAGAAAAUGAAAGACAUCACCGGAUGGAACGCGCUGGUCACCGGAGGAGCAAACGGAUUAGGACGUGCGAUCGCUAUCGAAUUGGCCAAGCACGGUUGCCACGUAAUCAUAGCCGACUUGGAUGAGUACAAUGCCCUACGGACGGUGCUGGAGCUGCGUUACUAUGGAGUGAAAGCCGUUGCUUAUAAGACCGACGUGGCUAGCCCUGACCAAGUGCAGCAACUGCAGCGGAAUAUCGAAUACGAAAUGGGACCGGUUGACAUUUUAGUCAACAAUGCUGGUUUGGUUCCUUUCCUGGUGUCGGAUGAAUACGUUCCGGAGAACUUGCAACGUUUGGUCAACGUAAACAUUUUGGCAAAUUUCUAUACCGUCAACACCUUCCUACCGGGAAUGUACGUCCGGCAGAGGGGUCACAUCGUGAGUAUCGUUGCGUCUUCCGCUUUUCUGCCGGCUGGUUUAAUGCGCCACUACACCACCACUAAGUAUGCCAUGAGAGGCUUUAUGGAGGAGCUUCGCGACGAGAUUCGUCUGGCCGGACAGACGAAGUUCGUUAAAAUCACGACCAUAUUUCCGUUCUUCUUGAACACACGACGGGAGUUGGUGGAUGCUAUUUCGAAAAUGCCAUAUUUGUCAAAAUUCCCACUGGUCGAUCCGGAGCAAGCCGCCAAAUCGAUUGUUAGAUCAAUUCGGUUGAACAAACGGAAAGCCUUUGCUCCCAACUGGAUUCCCGUUAUCUGGUUAACCUUCGUAUGUGAUAUGCCACGCAAAAUCAAAUAUCUAUUUCAGGACCAGUUCCUAGGAAAUUGA
Molecule: messenger RNA, 992 nt
Organism: Malaya genurostris
Lineage: Eukaryota; Metazoa; Arthropoda; Insecta; Diptera; Culicidae
Exons: 5
Coding region: 12-992 (326 amino acids)
Cellular component (GO): lipid droplet
Molecular function (GO): oxidoreductase activity, acting on the CH-OH group of donors, NAD or NADP as acceptor
Source: RefSeq, a predicted model, not a curated record